Molecule: messenger RNA, 1071 nt
Organism: Didymodactylos carnosus
Lineage: Eukaryota; Metazoa; Rotifera; Eurotatoria; Philodinida; Philodinidae
Source: the annotation of a GenBank genome assembly
AUGCAAACUUUUAGUAAUUGUUAUGUUCCAAAUAUAAACUUGAAUAUUGCUGGUGGAGCGGGUUUCAUUGGGAGCCAUUUAGCUCGUCGAUUAAAACAAGAUGGUAAUUAUGUUAUCUGUGCUGAUUGGAAACGAAAUGAAUAUUUGCAAGAAGAGACAUUUUGUGAUGAGUUUUUACAUAUGGAUCUUCGUGUACUAGACAAUUGCCUAUUAGCAACCAAGUCUUGCGAUUGGGUGUUUAAUUUGGCAGCUGACAUGGGAGGAAUGGGCUUCAUACAAUCCAAUCAUUCAGUAAUCCUGUGUAAUAAUAUGAUGAUUUCAUUUAAUACAAUGGAGGCUGCCAGACGAAAUGGUGCGAAAAGGUUCUUUUUUGCUUCUUCUGCAUGUGUCUAUCCAGAGCACAUACAAACAGAAGAAAAUGUUGUAGGACUGAAAGAAGAUGAUGCGUGGCCAGCAAAACCACAGGAUGCCUACGGUUUGGAAAAAUUAGUUUCAGAAGAAAUUGCCUUGCAUUACGCCAAUGAUUUUAAAACCAUAGAAACAAGAAUCGGCCGAUUCCAUAAUAUCUAUGGUCCCCAUGGCACAUGGAAGGGCGGACGAGAAAAAGCUCCAGCCGCAUUUUGUCGUAAAGUGCUCGUUGCAUUUGAAGGCGAAAACAAGGGCAGAGUUGAGGUUUGGGGAGAUGGGAAACAGACGCGCUCGUUUUGCUAUAUCGAUGACUGUGUUCAAGGAAUAUUAAGACUGAUGCAAUCAAAUUACCCACAACCAUUGAACAUUGGAUCCGAUGAAAUAGUUUCUAUUAAUGACAUGAUUGGUUAUAUAGCUGAAAUUGACCAAGUCUCUGUGCAACUCAAUCAUAUUCCAGGACCCAUGGGUGUGAGGGGAAGAAAUUCCGACAAUCGUUUGAUAAAGAAAGUGUUGGGAUGGGCGCCAACGACAACGUUAAAAGAAGGGCUGAAAGCUACCUACAAGUUUAUAAAACAUGAACUAGAAAUAGAAAAAUCAAAUGCAAUUGAUAUUAGUGCCUAUGCAGUAUCGUCGAUCGUGAUACAAACGAUCCAUACAUUAUAA